Messenger RNA from Rhincodon typus (whale shark), 663 nucleotides. Its product is annotated as 24-hydroxycholesterol 7-alpha-hydroxylase-like. Gene Ontology annotation, molecular function: oxidoreductase activity, acting on paired donors, with incorporation or reduction of molecular oxygen; iron ion binding; heme binding. The transcript has 6 exons. The record is from RefSeq and is a predicted model, not a curated record. Gene Ontology annotation, biological process: cholesterol homeostasis; bile acid biosynthetic process. The annotation marks the transcript as partial. NCBI's taxonomy places the organism in Eukaryota, Metazoa, Chordata, Chondrichthyes, Orectolobiformes, Rhincodontidae.
AUCACAUUCUGGACUCUUGCGUUUAUUAUUUCGAAUCCAUUUGUUUAUAAGACUGUUAUGAAGGAACUAUGUUCUGUCGUUGGUGACCAAGGUGAUAAAAAGAUCAGACUGGAGGAAAGUGAUCUACAGAAGCUUCCAUACUUAAAAUGUUGCAUUUUAGAGGCAAUUCGUUUGCGAGCUCCAGGGGUUAUAUCUAGAAAAGUGAUGCAACCUUUAAAAAUUAAAAAUUACAUUGUUCCUUCGGGUCACAUGCUCAUGUUGUCCAUUUACUGGGCACACCGGAAUCCCAAAAAUUUUCCUGAUCCUGAAAAGUUUCUUCCCGAACGAUGGAAGAAGGCAGAUAUAGAAAAACCUGUCUUCUUGGAUGGCUUCCUGGCUUUUGGAGGAGGUAGAUAUCAGUGUCCAGGAAGAUGGUUUGCACUGCUAGAAAUUCAAAUGUUUGCUGCUCUUAUACUCCACAAAUAUGAGUUUACUUUAUUGGAUCCUGUUCCAAAAGAGAGUCAACUUCAUUUGGUAGGAACCCAACAGCCAGCAGCUCCCUGCAGAGUUGAAUAUAAAUACAGAUGACCAAUAUUUACUGCAAACACAGCUGUGCACUGCAUGACCAGUGUACUCAAAAGUAGUUUUGAUAACAUGUUAAAAUAAAGUUUUUCUUUAAAAUAA